AUGUUCAAAAAAUUUGACCCAAAAGAAGAUAUCUCAUCUUCCACAUCAUUAAAAUCUUCCGUCCAAAGAAAUAUUCGUUCGCAACUUUUAGUUCAACUUCCAUUCCUUUCCACUCCAGUAUGGCGAGACUCCUCCACUUUAAGUACGACCGCUCCCGUGAUGACUCCUAACGACCAAGAGACGGAGGAAGAGGGAAAAGGGAAAUCAUCCAUCUCGACACCUGACGACGAAGAGAUAGGUAAGAAAGGUAAAGGGAAGAAUAAGGGGAAAGGGAAAGGAAAAGAAGAGAAAAAGGGAAAAGGUAAAUUGAAAGAAGAUGAUGAUGAGAAAGAAGAAGAUGUUGGUGAUAUGAUUGUUUUAGAUGAGAUUUGGCCCAAAAAAGAAUCUUUAGGUUUGACAAAAUGCCACGAUCGUAUUUCCAUCUUUACAGUCAAUUCCACGCCUUUGUUCGUACAACAUUUCGAUGGACCUUUCAUCCCGACUCUCAAACUAUUGCAUAGAUAUCCAGCUUUAUUACCCCACGUUCAAAUAGAUAGAGGUGCCAUCAAAUUUCUCCUUGCCGGAGCAAACAUGAUGGCUCCUGGAUUCCUCUCUCCCGGUGGUCUCCUACCCGACGGAUUAAACCAAGAUCAGCUAGUCGCCAUUCAUGCAGAAGGCAAAGAACAUGCUUGUGGCAUAGGUAAAAUGACUAGUUCUAGUGAAGAAGUUAGAAAGGUAGGUAAAGGGAUAGCGGUGGAGGUUAUCACUUGGAUCGGAGACGAUUUAUGGAAGAUCGACACGAUAGGAUUAUAAGUGCGAACUACGAUCAUUCAAUCAAAACGCAUUUGACAAAAGGAAAACCUGGAUUUUUGACGAUUUUCAGUAAAUGAAACAAAGUAUGAUCAUGCAUCUUAUUACAUUG
This is a messenger RNA of Tremella mesenterica DSM 1558, 901 nucleotides long. RefSeq lists its product as uncharacterized. Gene Ontology annotation, biological process: formation of translation preinitiation complex. The record is from RefSeq and is a predicted model, not a curated record. The transcript has 6 exons. Bases 1 to 792 code for a protein of 263 amino acids. NCBI's taxonomy places the organism in Eukaryota, Fungi, Basidiomycota, Tremellomycetes, Tremellales, Tremellaceae. Gene Ontology annotation, molecular function: RNA binding.